Molecule: messenger RNA, 1011 nt
Organism: Serendipita indica DSM 11827
Lineage: Eukaryota; Fungi; Basidiomycota; Agaricomycetes; Sebacinales; Serendipitaceae
Source: the annotation of a GenBank genome assembly
AUGUCCAAGAGUACGCUAGUGCCAGCAAGAAACGCCAUCCAUGGCACCGGACGCGCUAAACUCGUCGGAUUUGGCACGACGGCGAGCUUUGCAGAGCUCUCGUACACGUACCCGCUCAAAUUGCUGUCACCGCGCCAAACGACAGCAACAAAUAUCGAAAGACUCGCAAUUCUCUACAAUCUCUCCUAUGGUGGUGGCCUGAUUGGCGGCGAUCAGCUUGCACUCACCCUCGAGCUAGGCUCCGAUGUCAAGCUCCUCUUCUUGACUCAGGGCUCUACCAAAAUCUUUCCCUCGCGAGCUCGUCCACGUUUGGCCACUGGACGGGCGGAAGUAGGAGAUACACGUCAGAGACUUUCUGCGACAAUAGGUUCUGGUGCAUGUCUCGUCAUGCUCCCCGACCCUGUCACGCCAUUUAGCCAUUCGUCCUAUUCGCAGGUUCAGAUAUUCCGACUAGCCGCACCAACAAAGGACACUGCCGGUGGCUCGAUUGUCCUUUUAGACUGGUUCACAUCCGGUCGCAUGUCCCGCGGCGAAGAGUGGCAGUUUGAUCGGUACAGGAGUGCAAAUGAGAUAUGGAUUGGUAAUGAGCGCGUGGCCUCGGAUGUCCUGUUGCUUGAACAACCCCCGUCUUCUUCCUCCGUCGACGAAACUGCCAAGAAGAUCAACCGGCUACGCGACUCGCUCGCACCUUACGCUUGCUACGCUACGCUUCUUUUGUUUGGACCCGCUACCCACGCGCUGUCCAAGGAAUUUGCGCAGCGGUAUGACGGACUAAGCCAGAUGCAGCGUAAAGUACCCGAGGACUUGAUAUGGUCAUAUAGUCCCCUCGAGUACAAGACGAGUAUCAACAACGGCAAACGGAAUUCCGGUCAGAAGGAAACGGGCGUGGGUGCUAUCGUUCGUGUCGCAGCCAAAGACACGGAGAGCGUCCGUCAAUGGCUCCGCGAGUCUCUUCGAGCAGGGUUAGAAGCACAGAUAGGUAGAAACGCGUACUCAAAGGCCUUUGUCUAA